AUUCAUGUAAACAGUGUGUGCGUGUGUGUGUGUGAGAGAGAGAGAGAGAGAGAGAGAGGGAGAGACUGUUGAGAAACCAUAGGAGGUGGGAUUUUAAAACAUUUAAUAAUCUCAUUUGAACUCUGAGAGACAGAGACACUAAACCAGAGGUGGACCAUGGGGAGUCCUGCGACUGUUGAUCACUACAAGGCCGGCAUGGUGCUGAGCGGCGUGGGUGACGCUCUCGGCUUCAAGUGGGAGUUUGUGUAUUCCGGACUACAAAUCGAAAAGGACGUUCAUAGGUUCGGGGGAGUUAAGAACAUUACUGUUAGCCUUCCUGAUUGGCCAGUCAGUGAUGACACAGUGCUUCACUUGGCGACCGGUGAAGCUUUAGCCACAGGUAAGGAAGGUGAGGAGCUUCUGCAUGAGGUGGCUUUCCAUUACAUAGAGGGUAUGAAGGACAUGUCUGGAAGGGCUCCAGGAGGGGCAACCAUCAAUGGUGUGGAUCAAUUGAAACCAAAAGCUAAAGGAGGCUACAGAAUCGCUUAUAACAGAACAAGUGGCGGAUGUGGAGCUGCCAUGAGGGCUAUGUGCAUCGGUCUGAGAUACCCUCGACCAGAGCAGCUCUCCUCACUGGUUGCCGUUGCCGUGGAGACUGGAAGAAUGACCCACACACAUCCGACCGGAUUCCUCGGUGCUGUUGCUUCUGCGUUGUUCGCAGCCUAUGCCAUCCAGCGCCGUCCAAUCACAACCUGGGGGCUGGGUUUAGUAAAGGAGGCGUGUCCAGUCGCGAAGGAGUUUGUGAAGUCAGCGGGAUAUGCCGUUCCUGAAACAGAGAGAGACUGGGGAUACUUUACUGAGAAAUGGGAAAAGUAUCUAGAAUUGAGGGGUUUGUCAUCAGGAACUGGUCCUGUGGUCUUUCCUGAGGUUUACACAACUGCUGAACGCGACGAAGCAUACAAAAGCUUUAGCUGGUCUGGAUGGGGGGGGAGCAGUGGUCACGAUGCACCCAUGAUUGCUCUGGAUGCCCUCCUGGGGGCGGGGUCAGACUGGGAGGAGCUAUUGAGCCGAGGAGCAUUUCAUGGAGGAGACAGCGACAGCACGGCGGUCAUAGCCUGUUGUUGUUGGGGUCUGAUGUACGGGAUGAACGGAGUGCCCAAGUGUAACUACACUAAACUGGAGUACAGGGACCGGCUGGAGAAGUGUGCCGAGAAACUUUACACGUUAUCAAACUAAAUACUUCAGUUCAAUUCAUUGUAGCUUUAAAGGCAAAUUAGCUGCUUCCAGCCAUGCCCCUUUGUGGAAGUGCAUUUUUCUCAAAUGCCAAAAUAUGGGAAAACAAACUUCCAUGAAAAUGGGUGCUAAACAAAAUACCUUUAACUUUAGCCACGUGCAGGCUUUUUAUGCUUUUAGAUAUUUGCCACCAAUUAUCAUGCAUUUCACAAGAACCAAAAAGGGCUUUAAGUACGAACAUACAUGCAUUUCAUAAGAAACAUAUUUACACAUUGAAAGUUUCCAAAGAUACACUUGAGAAUGUGCUUUUUAGUGCUAAGUAAAAUUUAAUAAAAUAUGCUCAAAAUACACUCAGAAAUACUAUAUAAACGUAUGCAGAAUGCAUAUUGAGAGACAUUUUAAUCACAUAAAUAAAAGAUUACAUGACACAUGA
Clarias gariepinus (North African catfish) is the source of this 1645-nucleotide messenger RNA. Its product is annotated as ADP-ribosylhydrolase ARH1-like. Gene Ontology annotation, molecular function: magnesium ion binding; ADP-ribosylarginine-[protein] hydrolase activity. The transcript has 8 exons. NCBI's taxonomy places the organism in Eukaryota, Metazoa, Chordata, Actinopteri, Siluriformes, Clariidae. The coding region runs from base 157 to 1215 and encodes 352 amino acids. Gene Ontology annotation, biological process: protein de-ADP-ribosylation. The record is from RefSeq and is a predicted model, not a curated record.